Molecule: messenger RNA, 795 nt
Organism: Suillus bovinus
Lineage: Eukaryota; Fungi; Basidiomycota; Agaricomycetes; Boletales; Suillaceae
Exons: 9
Coding region: 1-795 (264 amino acids)
Molecular function (GO): oxidoreductase activity, acting on the CH-OH group of donors, NAD or NADP as acceptor
Source: RefSeq, a predicted model, not a curated record
AUGACGUCCACUCAAUCCAACUCCAAGGGUGUCGCAGUCGUCACUGGAUCCGCGCAAGGAAUUGGACGCAGCAUCGCAAUACGCCUUGCAAGUGAUGGCUAUGACCUCGUCAUCAACGAUUUGGAAAGCAACAAAGAGAACUUGGAGGAAGUCAAAAAGGACAUCGCUGCCGAUUUCCCGGAGCGCAGAGUGUUAACUGUGUUUGGGAAUGUCAGUAUCGAGGAGGAUGUCAAGAGCUUGAUUGAGAGCACAGUCAAAGAGUUUGGCCGCCUGAAUGUUUUUGUGGCAAACGCAGGCAUCCUCAGAUCAAAACCACUCUUGGAAACGACAUCUGAUGACUUUGAGUCUGUGCUUUCGGUCAACGUUAAGGGCACUUUCUACAGCUAUAAGUAUGCAGCGCAGCAGAUGGUAGUUCAAGGUGAGGGUGGGCGAAUUAUCGGUGCGAGCUCCCUUGCGGGAAAGAAAGGGCAUGCUUCACUCAGCGCUUAUUGUGCAUCUAAGUUUGCUAUCCGAGGGCUGACGCAGACCGCAGCCAUCGAGCUUGGUCGCAACGGAAUCACGGUGAACGCAUAUGCGCCAGGAACGAUCGACACACCAAUGCUUGUUGGGCUGGCUGGAUCAGCUAAUUAUAAUGGCGUUUACGAUGAGGUGAUCUUUCUAACAAUGUUGUCAUCAGUAGGUGACCUCGGAGCUCCCCAGGAUAUUUCGAACCUGGUUUCAUUUUUGGUGACCCCGGAAGCACGUUUCAUCACAGGCCAAACAAUAACGAUCGAUGGCGGCAUCUUCUUUGAUUGA